CUGACCUUCAGAGGGAACCUCCUGUGUUUCAGUUUGUGCCCAUUGCCUCUGGUGGCCCUGACCUGGGGCUUAGCAACACUCUUUUUCCUCAGAGGUGUAGCUAGGCCCAUGACUGCAGGCUAAAAAAACAACACCCAGUCCCCCACCCCAGCUCACCCUCGUGGGCACAUAAGGGGUCUAGCCAGGGGAGGCGUGGCCACCAGCGAGGCCCACAAGUCGCCUCAGGCCGCCGCCCAGAGCCACUGACCGGAUGGCACGGGCGAACCCCGCCCGCCUGUGCUCGACCCACGCCAGGCCGCGCGCGGCCCGCGGCUGCGCAGGCGCAGCCCCUGCCUUCCCCGCCCCGCCCGCGCUCUGUCCUCGAGGCCGAUUGGGCGGGAAGGGCGCGCGCCGCAGCCGGCGGCGGGAGCGCUCUGCCUCCUGGGCUGUUGGCGUGUGGUUGCCGUGGCAACCAGGGGCGGCGGGGGGCGCUCGCGCCUCCUCCCUGCCCGCCGUCCCGCUGCCGCCGCCGGGAGGUGAGAGGGAGAGCGGGGUCGGGGUCGGGGUAGGCCGUGGGGUGCUUCCCUUCUGGGAUGGACGUUGGGAGCGGAUCCUGCCCCCUACCUGUCCCUCUUGGCUUGCGGGCAGGGACAUCAAAGCAGCCUUCCCACGGGUUGUGCUGGGUGGCGGUUGGUCCCUGUCAUCGUCCAAGCUUUCUGCUGUGGGGGACGGGGACGACGGUGUGAAAUCACACGGCCCUAGGAGCUGGGGGAUCGAGGGAGACCUGCCUCACACGAAGCCCCCGCGCUGGCAGCCUGGCUUUUCCUCUGCUGUUACUGCUUGGUUUGGAAAUAGGUCUAAGGAAGGGCUCCGAAUGGGUGACCUCUCUUUGUGUAAAAAUCUUAGAGUGCUAUAUUUAUAUGAUAACCAAAUCAGUCAAAUCCAGAACUUGGACUUUGCUUCAAAUAUAACGCACCUUUACCUUCAGAACAAUUGUAUUUCAUGUAUAGAAAAUCUCUCAUCGCUGAAAAACCUUGAAAAACUGUAUCUGGGGGGCAACUGCAUCACUGUAGUAGAGGGUUUGGAUAAAAUAGAACAAAUAAGGGAGCUACAUAUUGAAAAUCAACAUCUCCCUCUUGGUGAAAAGCUUCUCUUUGAUCCAAGAUCUCUUAGGUCCCUGGCAAAAUCUUUGUCUGUGUUGAAUAUCAGCAAUAACAACAUUGAUGAAUUAGAAGAACUGGCAGUUUUGGAAAAUCUUUCAUAUCUUAGAGCAGCUGACAAUCAACUUCAACAUAUGAAGGAUUUGGAAGUUGUAUUAAACAAAUGGACAAAGCUACGCAGAAUGGAUCUUACAGGAAACCCCAUCUGCCACAAACCAAAGUACAGGGACAGGAUUGUAGUACAGACACGAACUUUAGAAUCCCUUGAUGGGAAAGAAAUUAAAGACAUGGAAAGACAGUUCCUAAUGAAUUGGAAAGCCUCCAAAGCUGCCAGGAAAAAAAACAAAGAAAGAAUGACAAAUGAACAUGCAGCCUAUCUACAUUUUUCUGACUUUGAAACACCUUAUCCUAUUGUUCCCUUUCACUACAGCCACUCUGUGAAAGAAAAAACAAAUUUUUUAGUUUUGUCUGAGAUGCACACAGUUAAAAGUAAACCUCUGCCAAGAAUCCUGGAAAAAAAUAAGUCAGAUGAAAACUCAGGUUGAAGAGGAAUCUGAAGUAACAGUAGAAGUAAGUUGAAUUCUAAAAGCCAAAAGUUACAGGAUGUGAAGAUUUGGCCAUUAUUGGAUUUUUAUUUUUUUUCCUCAAAGCUUACAAAGAAAGGUACUGGUGUCUCUUUGGAUAUGUUAUCUGUGGUUUUGUAAUCUCCAAACAAGACAAAAUGAAGUAUGUUGAAUUUAACACUGCCUUUAAAGAGCAUUCAGAAAAAUAAGGGGACUGCCUAUUUAUUUAGAAGCAAUGCUUUGUAUUAAAGGCAUGUAAAAACAUCA
This is a messenger RNA of Aquila chrysaetos chrysaetos, 1969 nucleotides long. It is a transcript of the gene PPP1R42, whose product is annotated as protein phosphatase 1 regulatory subunit 42. The transcript has 8 exons. NCBI's taxonomy places the organism in Eukaryota, Metazoa, Chordata, Aves, Accipitriformes, Accipitridae. The coding region runs from base 251 to 1684 and encodes 477 amino acids. Gene Ontology annotation, molecular function: protein binding. The record is from RefSeq and is a predicted model, not a curated record.